Messenger RNA from Salvelinus sp. IW2-2015, 1121 nucleotides. It is a transcript of the gene macrod2, whose product is annotated as mono-ADP ribosylhydrolase 2. The record is from RefSeq and is a predicted model, not a curated record. Lineage: Eukaryota; Metazoa; Chordata; Actinopteri; Salmoniformes; Salmonidae.
UAAUUUACGGGGCUCAUCAGGCUAGGUUGCAUCGAGCCUGCAUUACUGGGGUCCAUAGAAAUCUUGACAGUUUCACAGGUGAGAGAGACGUCGUGGGUUAAGCUGCUAGCUCCGGGGUUGUUUUACUUUCUCUUUCAGUUCACUGGUCCUACCAUACGCUUCGAGUCUGGGGUUGCCACAGUCAAAAAACACGAACUCCAAGUCCUAUCACCACGGCACCAUGAGCAGAAAGAAAAAGGACUGGAAGACAGAGAAAGACAGAGUGUUGAAUAUGUCAUUGGAGGAGAGGCGUAAGGAGUACCGUCGGUCUGAAUAUGUACCUCUGGACCAAAUCAACACCUGGAAACAGUCUCAGAGCACAGAAGUGACAGAGGAAGAGGAGCAGAAGGACCUUCUGAGAGACAAAGUAUCUCUCUACAAGGGUGACAUCACCAUCCUCGAGGUCGAUGCCAUAGUUAACGCAGCUAACUCCAGUCUUCUGGGAGGUGGUGGAGUUGACGGCUGCAUACACAAAGCUGCAGGCUCCUGUCUGUAUGAAGAAUGCAUCACACUCAACGGCUGUGAAACCGGCAACGCCAAGAUCACCUGUGGCUACGACCUACCGGCUAAAUAUGUGAUCCACACUGUGGGCCCUGUGGCCAGGGGACAUGUGGGUGAAACAGAGACCAAGGACCUGACAGCCUGCUACCAGAACUCGCUGGAGCUGGUCAAAGGGUUCGGACUGCGCUCUGUGGCCUUCCCAUGUAUAUCCACAGGAAUCUACGGUUUCCCCAACGAGCCCGCGGCAAAUAUUGCCUUGGAGACAGUAAAGAGCUGGGUCAAGGAGAACCAUGACAAGAUCGAACGUGUUAURUUCUGUGUCUUCCUGGAGGCGGACUACAGGAUCUACAAGGAAAAAAUCCUUCAAGUCUUCCAAGAUAACGGUGUGACUACAGAAGAGGACACUGAGGAUGGACAGAAGACAGGAGCAGGCACAUCCCCUUCUAAGGAAUCCAGAAGCAAGAAUCAGAGUGAAGACCGCCAUGAUGACGAUGAGCUAGAUCCACCUAAAGAAGACGUUGACAACCAUACAGCCAUGGAGCAAGAUAACCUGGACUCACAGACAGGAGAAGCAGAGGAAA